CGCAUAGUAGCCCAGCUGAUUUCUGUCACUAGUGUCAAACCCCAAAAUGUGUUUUUAGAAAUGUGUUCAACCGGCGAUGUCUCGCGCGUUUGGCUUAUACGGGGCGUUCUGCGCCACCCACCCAUGGGAGGUAAUGGUGGCUGUGAUAACCCUCACGACUUGUCUCCUCACCGUGGAGCAAAAACACGUCGAGCCCCCGGAGCCCCAACCCUGUCCCGGCUGCUUCGAAGAACAGUUCAAAGCCGUGGACGUGAUCGUCAUGACGGUAAUCCGCUGCUUGGCCAUCCUCUACAGCUCCCACCAAUUCCGCAACUUGCAAAAACUCGGCUCGAAAUACAUUCUAGGCCUCGCGGGGCUCUUCAUCGUGUUCGCUAGUUUCGUCUUCACUUCAACCGUGUUGAAUUUCCUCCAGAUUGAUUUAGUCGACUUGAAAGACGCCUUGUUCUUCUUCCUGCUUUUGAUCGAUUUGUCCAAAGCGGCGACUUUGGCCCAAUUCGCCUUGACUGCCUCGAGUCAGGAGGAGAUUGGGGGUAAGAUUGCGAGGGGCAUGUCUGUGUUAGGCCCCACUAUUACUCUAGACACCGUUGUGGAGACUCUAGUCAUAGGAGUGGGGACGCUAUCGGGGGUGAAUCGCCUCGAGAUGCUCUCGUAUUUUGCAUGUCUUUCAGUCUUGGUCAAUUACGUUAUUUUUAUGACUUUCUACCCCGCGUGUUUGUCCCUCAUGUUGGAAUUGUCACGAGUCUCGAAUUUCUACGGUGAGAAGCAACCCCUUGUCUCGAAAAUGCUGUUAGAGGAGAACGAAAAGGCAAAUCCGGCGGUUCAAAGAGUGAAACUCAUCAUGUCAAUCGGUCUCACAGCUGUGCACAUCCACAGUCGAUGGUUUUUCAAAGACGAUGUCUCGAAAAACGAAACCAAUGUCACAAAAACCGAGCAAAAUUGUGCUGAUGACUCCUCAAUUUACGGUUAUUUAAUGAAACAAUUCGCUUUGAGUGCUGAUCACAUCGUAAUCCUCAUCCUUGUCAUCACUCUCAUCAUCAAAUUCGUGUUUUUCGAAAACGAAGAACACUUGAAACAAGUUAUGGACGACUCCACACACGUCCUUAAACGCCAAAAGUGUGUCAUUAAAACCGAUUCAAUAAACGAAGAAAAAGAAGUCCAAACCAAUGAUGAAGAAAUUGAAACUUUGGACGUGGGGCACACUCGAAGUCUUGAAGAGUGUCUCCAAAUCUACCGUUCAGAAGGGGCGUCCAAACUCACCGAUAAGGAAGUUAUCCUCCUUAUCGACACUAAACACCUCCCGGCUUAUAAUUUGGAAAAAGCUGUCAAGAAUCAAGAACGCGGGGUUAAAAUCCGACGCCAACUUAUCCAAGUUUUGGCUAAGUGUGAGUCAGCGUUCCUGAAUCUCCCCUACAAGCACUACGAUUAUAGCAAGGUCAUGGGGGCGUGUUGCGAGAAUGUGAUUGGGUACAUUCCGGUACCAUUGGGUGUGGCUGGGGCUUUGGUACUUGAUGGUAAAGAGUACUACAUCCCCAUGUCGACCACUGAGGGUUGUCUUGUCGCUAGUGUGAAUCGGGGCUGUCGCGCGGUGGAACACUGUGGGGUUAAAAGCCGAAUUGUGGCUGAUGGAAUGACAAGGGGGCCCGUCGUGCGUUUCAAUUCCAUUACGAAGGCGUCCGAAGUCGCCCUUUGGCUGGAAAAACAGGAGAAUUUUCUCCGAGUCAAGGAAAAUUUCGAUGCGACGAGUCGUUUUGCGCGAUUAUCGCGGAUUACAAGUCGUGUUGCUGGUAGAUAUCUGUUUUUGCGGUUUGUAGCCGAGACUGGGGAUGCAAUGGGCAUGAAUAUGUUGUCGAAAGGGACGGAAAAAGCGCUCUUUUUCGUACAAAGGUUCUUCCCCGAGAUGGAAAUUUUGAGUCUGAGUGGGAAUUACUGCGCGGAUAAGAAGCCAGCGGCUGUGAAUUGGAUCGAAGGACGGGGGAAGUCCGUAGUUUGUGAAGCAGUAGUUUCGGGUGAUGUCGUUUCGUCCGUAUUAAAGUCGUCGACGCAAGUUUUGGUCGAUUUGAACACUUCCAAGAAUAUGAUUGGCUCAGCCAUGGCCGGCAGUAUUGGGGGGUUCAAUGCGCACGCUGCCAACAUCGUGACUGCGAUUUUCAUCGCGACGGGCCAGGACCCGGCCCAGAACAUAGCUAGUAGUAACUGUAUUACCAUUAUGGAGCCAUGGGGGCCCAGUGGUCAGGAUUUGUACGUUUCUUGCACCAUGCCGUCGAUCGAGAUCGGUACCAUCGGCGGUGGUACCAUCCUCCCGGCCCAGUCUGCGUGUUUGGACAUGUUGGGGGUGCGCGGCCCCAACGAGGAGUCCCCCGGGGCGAAUUCCAAGCAGUUGGCGAGGAUUGUUUGUGCGACAGUCCUCGCAGGGGAGUUGUCGCUAAUGGCGGCUUUAGCGACAGGACAGUUGGUUAAAAGUCAUUUAAAGUACAAUCGUUCGUAUUCAGAGAAAGGCGAGUCUCAGGAUUGUUGUAAAACUUAGCUUUAAUAAAUAGUAGCGAAUA
Molecule: messenger RNA, 2546 nt
Organism: Tribolium madens (black flour beetle)
Lineage: Eukaryota; Metazoa; Arthropoda; Insecta; Coleoptera; Tenebrionidae
Product: 3-hydroxy-3-methylglutaryl-coenzyme A reductase-like
Exons: 2
Coding region: 77-2524 (815 amino acids)
Biological process (GO): sterol biosynthetic process; coenzyme A metabolic process; isoprenoid biosynthetic process
Cellular component (GO): peroxisomal membrane; endoplasmic reticulum membrane
Molecular function (GO): NADP binding; hydroxymethylglutaryl-CoA reductase (NADPH) activity; protein binding
Source: RefSeq, a predicted model, not a curated record